CUUAUUUUUACCUAAUUCCUGUUUCCCUAUCGAAGCAGAAAACGUAUUUUCUUCUAUCAUGAUUAUUGAAGUCCCAUGCAGAUUAAGCUAUUUAAGUAAUUUUCGAAUAUGGUAACAGUAACACAAUUUCAGCACAAAAAUCACAGCCAAUGCGUAAGGGCGUUCCCGUUGACGAAAUCGAAACAACAACGACGAACUAGUUAUAUGUCGCCGCAUUUCAACAAAUAAACAAGAUGGCGGCGCCCUGGGAUAAAAAGUAUGGGUUAUUUGUCCCUAAUUCCUCAAAGAAGCCUGGCGUAGUAGCAGUUGCCAAUGUAUUUGGAGAAGAUGAGGAUGAAAAACCUGAAACCAAUACAAAGAAAGGAAUAACAUCUAAAUAUGGUGUUACAUCCAACAAUAAAAAAGUUAUCAAAAAGCAGACUCAGCUGGAUAUUGAUAAGGCCCUGCAAGAAGACCCAAGCGUGUUUGAGUAUGACAGCGUCUAUGAUGACAUGGUUGGCAAAAAGGCAGAAAAGGCGCAUGUCAAGAAAGUCCUCGAUAAUAAACCCAGAUACAUCGAACAGCUCUUAAAGGCAAGUGAGAAACGAAAGGCCGAUGAUGAACGUCGCCAGGAGCGUAAAAUCCAGAAAGAGAGAGAGGCAGAGGGGGAGGAGUUUGCUGACAAAGAGGUUUUUGUGACGACAGCGUACAAGAAAAAGAUGGAGGAACGGCAGGAAGAGGAGGAGCGAGAACGGAAGGAGAUGGAGCUAGAAGCAAAGCAAGAUGUAACAAAACAAAACGAUCUGACUGGUUUCUAUAGAUACAUUUUGGAUGAAACAACUAAGGACCCUGUAAAACAAGAUCAAAGCGUUGUGAAGAAGGAGCCACAUUCAGAUGACCAUGAUAAUGGCGGAGAAACGCCAGUAUCUAGGAAACAUAGUUCCUCAUCUGAAACUAGCUCGGACAGUGACAGGGAGAUUCCAAAGCAAAGCAAUGAUGCUAACUGUAAAUUAACGAGCGAUGCUCUGUCUUUCAAGCCGUCUUCUUCUACCAAUAGAAAGUAUCGUCAAAGGGACAGUAAUAAUGGAUCAGACACGGAAGAGGCCAAAAGAAAGCGAUCACGUUCAAGGUCGCCUCGCAGGCCGCGUUCAAGGUCACCUCAUAGGCCAUCUUUGAGGAAAAGCCAAUCACCAAAAAGUAGACACCGAAAAAGAGACAAGCAUGAUAAAGAGAAAGAUAUUUCUGGAUAUCUUGCUGAUAAGAAAAGGUCAAGAUCUAAAGACAGACAUCAGGGAAGGUCAGGGUCGAGAGAAAGAUCAUAUAGAAAGAGUUCAAGGUCAAAAGAUAGGGUUAUUGAUGGUGUUCCAAAAAGUAAUAAGAAACUUGUAAAGGAAGACAAUUUGAAUGAGAAAGACAGGGAAUCAAUCUCAAAAUCUAAUUCAGAGUUGGGCCAAUGCACGGUUAAAGGCAAUGACAGACCGCUUAAAAGGUCUCAGGAUGAGGCUAACCUUGAUACAGUUGCAAAAGAAAAGAGGGGUAUAAAAUCUGGAAAUAUUUAUUCAAAUGAUAAGGAGAAUGAGAAGGAACAGAAAAAUAAAUAUGCCCGUAUAAGUACGGCUGAGGAAAUCGAAGCAGCCAGAACACGAUAUCUGGUACGCAAACUUGCACGGGAAAAAGCAAUGAUGGCAGCCGAAUCAUGAACUUGUGUGUACGUUAUCAAAAUUUGGUGACUUGCUUCUUAUAUCUGUGUGCUGACUUGAAUAUACAAAUAAAGUAUUAACUGUGGAUACUGUUUGUUUUGGCGGUGUUAGUAUGUGUUUCUUUUAAUUCAGUGAUAUGAGACGCUAUUGUCAAGCUUUUAUUGUCGCAUUUUUUCUCAAGCAAAUAGUACAUGUAUACAUUUUCAUUCAAAUGACAUGUCUUUUACUUUGCAAAUGUUCCCAAACGCCCAAAGCAAUGUUGUUAGGGUUACUAUUAUUUUUCAGUUUAUGCUUUUCGAAACUUAGUUUUUGGUUUGGGUGGAAGUACGCAUCAUAAUUACUGCCAGAUUUUAUUUCAAAUGUAUCUGAAUAAGAGAUAUUAAUGUGACGUGCAGUUAAGCAAAAUAAAGAAUUUCAUAGUUCACAUCAUGUUUUAACAUAUAAGCAUAUAUAUCUGUGUGUGAAAGCUGCGUUGAAAAUAUGUUGAAAAUUUGUUCAAUGUUUACAGUUCCAGAAUAUACGCUAAUUAUGAUGUAAUACUAAGAGUGACAAACCAAUACCAAAGUCCGUAUACUCGCUGAGGUGUUAGUAAUCAGUUGUAUUUGAUAUCAGUCAAACGUCAUCGAUUUUUAUGUUUACUGACAAACCUAAACAAAUGACGUUUGUCUGCGCGAAUGUUAGUUGAUCACUUUGUUUCCCUUCAAUGUGCGGUUAUAUAUAAAUGUAUAUUCUUUACACAUUUAACGUUCGACAUAGAGAAGGGGAAAGCAUAUUUUGAAGAUUUGAAAUUUUAUUAAUAACGAUACCCAGAAAGUCAAAUUGACAACGUGUAGGCCAAGUGUUAACAAUCAUUUUUUUUUGGUCGUUUCUAUACGUUUUAUAAAUAUUAAAGAAUACUGGUAUUUAGGAACUUCUUUCUGAAUUGUAUCCGGUCGAUUUUGAUAGUGUUUUAAUGGAAAGAUCUCAAUACACAGCUUGCACUGAUACCAACGAAUAAUAAUACUAAUGUAUUAAACAUUUAUCAUCAUUACUGUUGCUUUUUCAAAAAUUGUUUUGAGUAGUAUAUUAGUGUCUGCGUUGAACUGGUCCGCUUUAAAUUGGAGCAAUAUUUACAUCAGAAGUAAAAUCAGAUUGAUACUGUACUGAUUAUCCUGUUACAAAUCAAUAAUAUGUUGUGACAAACAUGUACUUCUUCAUAUCUUAUAACCAAUUAGCUGCAUGCUAUUGUCCCCUACCGCUGAAACCGGAGGGAACUUAUGGUUUGCGCUCUGUCUGUCCUGUCAGUCUGUCUGUAAGUCUGUCCGUCACACUUUUCUGGAUCCUGCGAUAACUUUAAAAGUUCUUCAUAUUUUUCAUGAAACUUGAAACAUGGAUAGAUGGCGAUAUGGAGAUUAUGCACGUCAUUUCAUUUUGUUCCUACGUCAAGAAUUUUGGUUUCUUUGGCAACAAAUAAUUUUUUUUACUGACAAUGGUGGAGUUUUGCCGGUAGGGGACAAUAUUGCUUGGCAAUCUCUUGUUGUACCUACUUUUAUCUAAUAGUGCACUUCUAUGCUUUUAUAUUUUGAAAAUAACAAUUGCAUAUUUCUUGAUUGGGAUAAUAAAGCAGACGUGAAAACGUUAA
Messenger RNA from Dreissena polymorpha, 3300 nucleotides. Its product is annotated as nuclear speckle splicing regulatory protein 1-like. The transcript is spliced from 8 exons. NCBI's taxonomy places the organism in Eukaryota, Metazoa, Mollusca, Bivalvia, Myida, Dreissenidae. Gene Ontology annotation, biological process: regulation of alternative mRNA splicing, via spliceosome. The record is from RefSeq and is a predicted model, not a curated record. The coding region runs from base 234 to 1679 and encodes 481 amino acids.